Molecule: messenger RNA, 2529 nt
Organism: Chara braunii
Lineage: Eukaryota; Viridiplantae; Streptophyta; Charophyceae; Charales; Characeae
Source: the annotation of a GenBank genome assembly
CGAAGUAUCAUCUUCCACCCUCUUCUAUCCUCAUUCGCCCCCUCUCCACUCGACGCUUCAGCUGCUGUCAUUCCGUCCCGCCCUCUCCCUUAUCCUCCUCAUGCCCCGGCACCCCUCUUCGUGAACGGUUAGCAGCGAUGCAGACCGUCAUAUCCCACGUGCGGUUGCUGGAUGUGAAACUUCCAGUGGCUCGGCUUGUGGCCACUUUGCCGAGCAGCCGGGACGACUGCAAUGUGACCCGGUGCUCGCCUUGCAUGGCACGUGGCUCAGUAGAUGAACCCUCUGGCAAACGAUCGUCACGGCUGAUUACCUCGCUGCUGAUGGUGCCUUUCGCAAACGCCGUGAGAAGGAGCUUUUCUGAGCCCUUGUUCGAGGCUAGCAACGACCAGCCAAGGUCGAGGGUUAGAAGCUCGGCGUUGGCAAAACGGGAGCGAAGGGAGACGUCGGCCAGUCAAGCUGGUGAUCUGGAAGGGCAGGAAAACACCCGUCCGUCUGGCAAUCGCAAUACGGAGAGCAAGACAACAGCAGCAGCAGCAGCAGCAGGAGGAGGAGGAGGAGGAGGAGGGGUGAGCAUUUGGAGACGAGAUGUUCUAGCUAUUGCAGCAGGAGGGGCAUUGUCGAGGCUGAUACCCUCUACUCCUCUGCUUGAGGGCGGGUGCAAUUCUCCUUUCGACAAUCUGACGGUGCAGGUUGCACGAGCCGAUGAAAUUGAAGCUGGCGAGGAGAAUGCGGCCGGGACAGCGAGCGGGCAGAGCGAGGGAGCUGCUGGGAGGGCGACAUCAUCGCCGGUCGAUGGGCUGGUAUUGUAUUUGGAUGACGCCAACAAAUAUUCCCUGAUGGUGCCGGAGAAAUGGACACGUGGGGAGGGGCAGGCCACAGGCCAGCGGCGUGUCAUCGCGUUUUUCCCAGAGGGCGACACGGAGACUAAUGUGAACGUGGUGGUGACGAAUGUGGGUGCUGAUUUCACAGGGCUGGGGUCUUUUGGCACCGCAGAAAUGUUCGGGGAGAAUUUGGUGGGGAGCUUGGACAGAAGGAACAGCAGGAGGGCAGAGGUACGUCAAAAGGCAGUGCUCAUCGAUGCAAAGAGCCGGAAUGGGACCUAUUACGUCGAGUACAAAAUCCAGAAGCCAGGAGAGUUUGACCGACACUUCCUCUCCAGUGUUCGGCUUGGAUUCGACGGCAUAUAUAAUCGACUAUUCACAGUGACAGCGCAAUUCCGGGAGGAGGACUUGGCCACGUACCGUGAGACAUUGGACAAAGUGUUGUCAUCUUUUAAACUCAACUUCUAGCGAAGAAAAAAUAAGCAGAGUUUUUCUUUUUUUUGAGAGUUCGAUUAGGAUGACGUAAGCAGAUUGUAACACCGUCACAGCGCAAUGCCGCGAGGAGGACAUGGGCGCCUACGGGGAGGCAUUGGACAAAGUGCUGUCAUCGUUUCCACUCAAACUUCUAGAGAAGAAAAAGAAAGCAGAGUUUUUUUUUUUUUUUUUUUUUUAAUUUUAAUGAAGGAAGCGCCGAUAAUCUCCCUUUCCUCGGUAAGCAUUGAGAGCUCGGGAGAUGGCCAAAACUGUUUCUUGCUCUAUCGGUUUCGGCUUGUGGGAGGGAAUGACAGUGUUUAGCCGUAAAACCUUUAACGUCGCUUUCUUCUUUUGUUUAAGGAAAAAGAAAUUGGCUGGCAUUCAGAAUCCCGACAAUGACGAUUCCAAACGUGAGCCUGUUCCAUUGCAGAAAGCGCCACGUGCCCCUCGAUGAUCGAUUGAUUGCUGACCUGCUGGUCGAUCGGUCCAUUCAUUCAUUCAUUCAUCCACCCGUUCGAUGUAUUGAUUGAUUGUUUGUUUUCCUUGAUUGAUUGGUUGAUUGGUUGAUUGGUUGGGUGAUCUGUCUGGUUGAUUGAUUGAUUGAUUGAUUGAUUGAUUGAUUUAUUGAUUGAUUAAUUGAUUGGAUGAUCGGUUGAUUGGUUGAUUGGUUGAUUGGUGGAUUGGUGAUUGGUGGAUUGGUUGAUUGGUGGAUCGGUUGAUUGAUUGGUAAUGAGCAAUCUUUUAGUGACUGGACUCGAUGGCGGAUUCUCCAACGCCGUCGUCGCGGAACAUCUUAUGGUGAAGGAAGGAGGAAGGACCGCAGGGAUAAAAAAAAGAAAAGGAAAGAAAGACAUGGAGCUACAUGGAUCGGGCGGAAACGUGGUGGUGGUUCGUGCGGCCACGAUGGAGCGUUCCGUUCCAUUCCGUUCCGUUCCGUUUCGUUCCGUUCGGCCUGGCACGUGUCAAACGAUUGAAGAUCGUUGGCAUGGUCGACUACCUGCCAGACAUGAAAGUUUUUCUUGGACAUGCAAGCGCACUGAGACGCAUGCAAUCAUCCAGGUUGUCCGGGUACAUCCUGGCAAGUCCAGUCGUGAAGUUCUUUUUUCGACGCGGGAGGUUCUGAAGAAGAACAAGCAACCGUACGUCAUUCCAGAUUUUUUAUUUAUUUAUUAUGAUUUUUUUCUUAUAAGAAACGCCCCCGCCAGUUCAUUCCAGGGAUAUUGGCUUUGCUCUC